AUGCCGUCACGUCUGUUCUCUCGCGACUCAACCGGCGCAGAGCAACAGCUUCCCUUCACCAGCGAUAGCGUCAACGAAGCCGACUUCGCUCAGGAUCCGUCGCAGGCUGAGCAUGGCGGACAUUCCCUCCCGCGCCGGAUAAGAGGGGGAUCAAUCACCUCAGGGCCCCUCGCUGGGUCGUAUACGCGCAAUCCUAUCCGCUCUUUCGCGCAUCAAACCUCGCAUGGUUUCGCCGGUACACCUCCCAAGCCGCAUCCAUGGGCCGCUGCUGACUGCCGUUUAGAUACCCCACAGUACUCGUCGCAAGGCGUGCGCGAGAGGAGUUCCCAGUUGGCCUCGUAUGCCCUCGAAGCCGAAGACUACCAAGACCGACCGCACCGCCACAGCUUCGCCGACGCCGACACCUUCGCGGGGAGACAUGGUGGUGUCUUGUCGGACAACGAGGAGGGGCGCGCGUCGAUAGACACGGGUCGCUGGACCGACACCAUCGAGGAGGAUAGCGAGGCCGAAACCCCCGAUACUGUUAUCGGGCCACAGCAAGACAAGAGCUUCUUCAGCCCCAAGCCACCAGGCGCGACGUCACAGAACGCGAAGAGAGCACCGGGGAGCGCAAACGUGCCGGGUGUAGUUGUCGAGGAUACCGAGCGGACACCUUUACUGCCCCAAACUAGACUGUCGCGCCCGGACCCGCAACAAAAGCAGAAGUCACACAAGAGCCAGCCAUGGACAAAACAGUCUAAAUCGCGCUUCCAGCAGACCCUCAUUGCUGGCCGGGAACACAUCUUGGGCGUGGGUCAGUCUCUGACAAACCCCAAGAACUAUACCAAGGACGCACUCGUCUCAAGCGCUCUCAGCACCGUUCAGAUUACCUCUGCCGUAUUCUUGGGAUUACUUCUGAACCUCUUGGAUGCGUUGUCCUAUGGCUACAUCCUGUUUCCCCUUGGCGCGCCCAUCUUCAGCAACACCGGUCCAGAUGGCAUCUCCAUCUUCUUUGUGAGCUGCAUCGUAUCACAACUCUGCUACUCGUUGGGACUGUCUGUUUUCAAGGGUGGGGUUGGUUCCGAGAUGAUUGAGGUGGUACCUUUCUUCCACAAGAUGGCAUAUUCCAUCAUGGACCAGAUGGAGGGCAAGCCACCAGAGGCCAUCAUAGCCACUACCAUCGUCUCUUACUGUUUGAGCUCCAUUCUGACAGGUCUCAUAUUCCUUGCCCUCGGAGCUUUCAAGCUGGGCAACCUAGUCAGCUUUUUCCCUAGACACAUUCUGAUCGGCUGCAUCGGAGGUGUUGGUUUCUUCCUUGUUGUUACGGGCAUUGAGGUUUCCGCCCGCCUCGAGGGCAACCUUAACUACGAUCUCCCUACCCUACAGAAGCUGUUCUCCGGCGACACAUGGUAUUUAUGGACACUGCCCCUUGCCCUUGCCAUCACCAUCAUGGUUUUACGGCGUCUGUCCAAGAGCCCAUUCGUUCUACCCGCUUUCUUCAUCACUAUAUUUGCUGUCUUCUACCUAAUCGUCAAAGGCAUCCUACACAAGGACCUCGAGCCUGUGCGCAACGCAGGAUGGAUCUUUGAGAUGCCAGAAGCUGGUGUCAAGUUUUACAGAUUCUACUCUUACUUCAAAUUCGGCAGCAUAGAUGGAGCGGCACUUGCCAGCACCAUCCCGACUAUGUUCGCCCUCUCGUUCUUCGGCAUUAUUCAUGUUCCUAUCAAUGUCCCUGCUUUAGGUGCCGCAGUCCGGGAAGACAACCUUGAUGUCAACCGAGAGUUGAUCGCUCACGGCAUCUCUAAUACCCUCUCCGGUUGCCUCGGUAGUAUUCAGAACUACCUAGUCUACGCCAACAGCGUCAUGUUCGUUGACAAUGGUGGUAACAGCCGACUGGCAGGUAUCAUGCUUGCCUUUGCAACGACUGCAGUCUGGGUCGCGGGCCCAGCCAUGGUUGGCUACAUCCCAAUCUGCUUGGUUGGCGCACUCAUCUUCCUUCUCGGUAUCGACCUCAUGAAGGAAGCUCUCUGGGAUACUUUCGGCAAGUGCCACAAACUGGAGUACCUGACUAUCGUGGCCAUCGUACUCAUCAUGGGCGUGCACGACUUCGUCGUUGGCAUCUUCGUCGGUAUUGUCCUUGCAUGUGUCAGCUACGUGGUGCAAAGCUCGCGCCACUCAGCCAUUCGAGGAACAUACAGUGGCAUGAUCGCAGAGUCCACUGUUCGCCGCCCGCGAUCAGACUCUCGCUAUCUCAACAAGGUGCGUGGUCAGAUCCGCGCCAUCAAGCUAGGCGGAUUCUUGUUCUUUGGGACCAUCGUUUCGGUAGAAGAGUACAUGCGUUCUUUGAUCGACGACGACAACUUUGAAAAGAACCCUAUCAGCUUCAUCAUUGUCGACUUCACACAUGUCAUGGACGUCGACUUUUCGAGUUCAGAAGGUUUCCAGCGCAUCAACCGCAUCCUGAAUACCAAAAACGUCAAGAUGAUCAUCUCUGGAGUCUCGUUUGCCGAUGCAGUCGGUCGAGCUCUUCAAAACGUAGGUCUGCUCGAUGAAGACGGUGAUGAAGAAUGCCCUCCACCACAAGUCUUCGAGGACCUAAAUACAGCACUUGAAUCUUGUGAGAACGAGCUUCUAGAGGUCUUCCACAAGCACUGGAACCGCCACUCCUCGAAACCGCAAACCACCCCUCCGAUGAGUAUUUCUGGUAAUGGGAAAGCGAGCAACGAACCCAUCGCAACAGGCGGCUCGCCCACCUCGUUCGGCGCCAGCUCCCUAAAUCCUGUCUUCUCCUCCCCGCGCCGCGGCGCCCGUCUAAUCGCCGCCCGCUCCACGAUGCGCGAGUCCGGCGAAGACUCUCUCGCUAUAGCAGACAACUCUUCGCUUAACACCAACAACAAUCAAACUACCCAAGUCGCCCCCUCGCGCUGGCGCAACUUUGCUCAACCACUGAAGAUUAUUCUCCAAACAUUCGAAGACGUAUCCACCAAGAACGAAGACUUCUGGCAUGCAGUAGCACCCUACUUUGAGCGCAAAGAAUACCCCGCGGGAACCGUCUUGUACUCGCGCGGCGACGACCCAGACGGCUUUUACAUUCUUGAAAAGGGUCGUUUACGCACAGAGUAUCAACUCGAUCAAGGUUCCUUCUUCGAAGUCAUCUUGCCCGGUACCACGUGUGGUGAGCUUCCGUUUUUCAGCGAAACAGAUCGUACGGGUACCGUGGCGGCGGAAAACGAUAGUGUGGCUUGGUUGUUGACGCGCGAGAGGUAUAAUGAGUUGGAGAGGAAGGAGAAGGAGGUUGCGACUGAGUUGCUGAAAGUGGGGUUGAAAUUGACCAAGGAGAGGAUGGAUGCUAUUACUAGUUAUGUGCUUGUUACUGCAUCUUGA
Molecule: messenger RNA, 3363 nt
Organism: Alternaria atra
Lineage: Eukaryota; Fungi; Ascomycota; Dothideomycetes; Pleosporales; Pleosporaceae
Exons: 2
Coding region: 1-3363 (1120 amino acids)
Cellular component (GO): membrane
Source: RefSeq, a predicted model, not a curated record